This is a messenger RNA of Coffea arabica (coffee), 2223 nucleotides long. Its product is annotated as F-box protein At4g22280-like. The record is from RefSeq and is a predicted model, not a curated record. Gene Ontology annotation, molecular function: protein binding. NCBI's taxonomy places the organism in Eukaryota, Viridiplantae, Streptophyta, Magnoliopsida, Gentianales, Rubiaceae.
GAAAGGGAAGCAAGCUUGAGAAAUGUUGAUGAUUAUCACAGAAUAUCUAGGCAAAUAUAAGCAAAACCCUGAUUGUAGUUAGUUUUCUAAUGUUUUUUUUUUCCCUUCUUCGUUUUGGGAUAGUGUUUUGUUUUCGUUCUGCCUUCGUUUCUUUUUCUCUUUUAUUUGAGCCAUUGCAGAUUAUGAUCUUGCUCCCCUGCUCAUUUUGCUUCUGUGGCUUUAUUUCCUAACAUUCUCUCGGACACAUUGAUUUUGUUUUGUGAGUUUUUGGAAAAGGUUUCCUGCAACGCAGGUUCUGUUAUGCUUCUGCCCUUCAGUCGUUUUGUUUUGUGCAGGCUCUCUAAUUGUAAUUCCUUGAACCCUUUCCGAGUUAUUAGUGAAAAAAAUUAACCAUCUUCUUGGGUUAGGAAAAUAGUUAUCAAGUCGAUUAACGAUGACUGAUCAUGAUUAUGAUCAUCCUUCGGAACCCGAAAGGGCUUUUAGAAGAAAAACCACCCCGGAUGACAGAUUGAGUGCCCUUCCUGAUGACAUUCUUCUUUAUAUUCUGUCAUUUUCCCGUACUACAGAUGCUGCAAGAACCUCAGUUCUGUCCACCCGGUGGAGAUACCUUUUUGUUCGGCUUCCUGAUGUUGAUCUUACUUUCUCUGGAGCAUAUAUGUGUAAUUUCAUGGAUAAGGGUCCUACAUUGUGCUGUCAUGCCAGAAAUAAGCGUGACAUGUUGCUCUGUAAGUCCAUAAAAUUUAUCAAUUUUGCCAAUCGAGUGAUUAUGCUACGAAAAGGGGCUCCUAUAAGAAAAUUUAAACUCCGUUUGGCGUCCGUUAUCCCAGGUAAUAGCGUGACAAUUGAUUCGUUGAUAUUUGCUGCACUUUCGUGUACACUCCAAGAAGUUGAUAUAUUUAUUUAUAGUGAUAAAAAUUGGAAAUUAGCUCGUGCUGGAUUAUUCUCUUGCAAAACGUUAGUAACUUUGAAAGUAAUCGGUGGUGAAGUGGAUUUGGUUCUGCCAGAUUCAGUUUAUUUACCAAAUCUUAAGGCACUGCACUUGCUUGAAUUGGCACCAGUAGAUGCUCAGUCCAUUACUAGGCUUAUCAACGCCUGUCCUUUGCUUGAAGAACUGGAGUUAGGUGUAGAAUCACACAAUUUGAGUAAAAGGCUUUUAACUAGAGCAGUCGAUUUAUCUAGUCCUUCACUGAAGAAACUGAUACUCAGUGGCCGCUUGGCUGGGUGUCCUUAUGUUAUUGAGUCAAAGAAUCUUGAGUAUUUGGAAUAUCGUGCCCGGCAAACGCAACAAAUUAGUCUAGAUGCCCCAAAUGUUAAGUAUUUGAUCUACAGUAGUCUUGACAGUAUAAACUUGAUUCAAAACUUGAAGUCUCUUGUUGAAGCCAAAAUCAGAGUUCACUGCUCCAGUUAUCCAACUGAAAGAGGCUUCUCAUUGAAUGAUUUGCAUGCUUUUGUUAAUGGACUGGAAAGUGUGAAGUCACUCUAUCUAUAUCAUUCUAGUCUGCAGGCUCUCUACCUUUGUCGUGAGUUGCUGCCGACUUUCAAAAAUUUGACUGAUCUGUCUCUUGAUCCUUCCAAUGAUUUGUUUCUUACGAAUUAUGAUCAUACCUGUUUAUGGAAAGUGUUACCUAGCUUACUGAAAAACGCCCCUAAUCUUGAAGUUCUGAUCUUUGAUCAAGUGUUUAGGAACAGCUUUAGUGCAUCUGAGAAAUUUGAGUGUGUUCUGCCAGAGGCUAUUCCAAUAUGCUCCGUUCACCAUCUUAAGGAGAUGGAAAUCAAAAAAUUCGACGGCGAGGAACAUGAAUUCGAGCUAGUACGGUACUUUUUGAAGAACGGGAUUUCUUUGACAAAGAUGACUCUUUGCGGAGUUGUGAAACCUUCAUCAGAAUGCCGCAGAAGGAUACUGUCAUUCUGGAAAUGCUCUGAGGAUUGCCAAAUUUUGUUCAAAGAACUCGAUUCAAACAGGAUUUGACGAUUGCCAAUAUGAUAGGGUGAUCAUCUCUUGUUAGUUUUGCAUCUAAAUGUCUAAUCAUAUGUUUUGACGCCAUUGUUGAAGCUAUUGGGAUGAAUUGAUUCUUUCUGAAGUUGAUCAUUCAAUUGCAGAAUUUGAAUUUUUUUUACUAGUGUACAGGAGAAAGAUAUUUGCACCUAUCGUUUUUUCUUUCCUUUUUGAUUUAGCAUUGGUAUGACAUUAGAAGAAAAAUGUCCGAAUGAUCAUAUUUUGAA